Messenger RNA from Seminavis robusta, 1644 nucleotides. The record is from the annotation of a GenBank genome assembly. NCBI's taxonomy places the organism in Eukaryota, Bacillariophyta, Bacillariophyceae, Naviculales, Naviculaceae.
AUGGCCUCUGGACACAGCCAAAAGUCUUCUGCUGCUGAACAGGAAGAUGAUGAUGACAAUCUUAUUUCCGCCAUAAUUCAGCAGCAAAGCGAUGCCGCCACAGACCAAUGUGCCACUGGAGUUGACUUUCGGUCACCGGCAGAAACCAAGGAGCUUCUUCUAUUACAACAAGCUAGACUGGAGCACAGGCCAAGAAACACCUUGGACUUCUUGCCAAACAACAAAAACAAAAGACCAACCGACAAUGGGCUCCAGGAGCAUAAUCUUGCAAUUUCUGCUGACGAAACUACUAUUAAUAGUUCCACGCCAAAUAAUCAUCAUCACGAGAUGACGGAGUAUAGCAACAACCAACCUGGGCCACCAAUGCAUGACAUGCAAGCCGGGUCCGCGCCUCCUGGUGCGUAUUCAGGGGCGCCAGGCGCCAAUUACCAUCUUUUGGAACCUGCAAAUAGUGCUGCCAAGGCCCCUGCUACAGUGCGAGAGCGACAGUCAUUGCCGUCCCCGAAGUUUGGGGUCGGCAUGAUGGCGCACUCGGUCAGAAGCAAUCAAGAUGGGGAUUUGGAUAUUGAUACGUUUUAUUCUAUUAGCAACAACAAUGAUGAUGGCGAUAUUGAAGCCAACAAUACACCACCGGGACAAUCUGAGAGCAGAUCCACCAUGGAUGAGAGUGACAAAAGUGACAACAACAGUUCGAAUUUUCUGGAUAUGGCCAAUCCAGCCCACCUCAUUGAAGCCACACUCGUGACACAAGACAGCAAAGAACAUGACGACGAAGAUGCCACCAACUCUGCAAUCAACCAGGACAUUCCAAGGGCAGAAGUUGUCCAAGGCAAUUCACAUGAACAAACCAAUGAUGACAAGUCUUGUUUGUCAUCGAAAGGAGCCAAAUGGUUGUGCUGCUGGAUAUCGGCCCUCCUGGCAGUGGUUGCUGUCAUGGGGAUUGUCUGCGGGACUGGGUCCUGUAGUUCUGCCGAUACCAAUGAGUCCACGCCAUCAUCGUCACCAACAUCGUAUGGUUCCAUCUCCACAACCAGCACAACCACUACUAGUCCAAGUACCGCCGUCAUGACUCCAACUAUAUCAGACACCUACGACAUUCGCCAAGAUUUUCCAGACUACACACUUGAAGCUAUCGACCGAGAUGCACAAUCCCCACAAGCCAGAGCCUUUCAUUGGCUCUCCAACAGCUUCAACAGCUCCGUCUUGCAAGCCAUGCCAACAUGGAGGAUUCACCAACUGAUGGCACUCGGCACCAUCUACUACUCGUUUGAUGAAUGGCCAUCGGAUCAUAUCAACGAGACGCAUUGGCUCGAUGCGUCGCGUUCCGAAUGUGAUUGGACGCCGUUUCCAAUACAGCUACCCACAAAUGUGGUGGAGGAACACGACGUGUAUACUAUUGAAUGCACCGACCAACACGUCACGGCUCUGCGAUUGAGCUUUUUGUCCCAAAACUAUCGUCCGCAACAACCAGAGGAGGACUUUGCAUUGCAGGGGAAGCUUCCACAAGAAAUUGAACUCUUGUCGAAAUUACAAACUUUGACCGUAUCCUGCCCCAGGAGUGAUGGUUGCAAUUGCAACUGUCUUUCUAUCACGGGAGGUGGGCUGGCAGAUGAAAUUGAAUCGCUGCGCGAAUCACUCCCUUGA